AUGUCUGGUGGUUUCUAUCCUUACCCAAAGCACGUCUGGACCCCAACUGGUGGUUGGUGGUUUACCCCAAAGAAUGCCAAAACUAAUGCUGUUGUUAUUACCACUGCUUUUGUUGCCACUCUUUUGAUAUCAUACAAGGCAGCUAAGCCAAUGGAGUUUGACCCGCAAUUAGAACACAGUGAAGAAACCAUUGCCAAAUGGAACAAUGCCGUUAAGAAAUAA
Messenger RNA from Saccharomycopsis crataegensis, 222 nucleotides. RefSeq lists its product as uncharacterized. The transcript has 3 exons. The record is from RefSeq and is a predicted model, not a curated record. Bases 1 to 222 code for a protein of 73 amino acids. Lineage: Eukaryota; Fungi; Ascomycota; Saccharomycetes; Ascoideales; Saccharomycopsidaceae.